GACUGUGGAUGUGAAGCGGGAAAUCAUCGACCGACCAAGGAAGACAUUUUGAAUUCGCUUGUUUUCUGUUCAUCUGUUGUGUUGAAUUUUGAAGAGGUUAUGUGUAUGUGUAUUGUGUAGUGUAAACUUAUUUAUAUUUUAUGUUAUGUGUGGUAAUUAUUGCUUUUGCUGCUGGUGAUCUGUGAUCCAUCAUGAUUGAAUUUGUUAUUCCAUUAAAAAGAGAAGACCUACUUGAAGCUAGUGAAGGUCGAUAUCAUGUAGCUGAUGUAAUAGCUCCAGACUUGCUGACUAAAAAAUUGGAAGAAUGUGCGGUGCGAUUGAAAAAGAAUGGCGCUACUUUUAUAUUGGAUGAUUUCGAUAUACUUUAUUCGGCCAUUUCACAUUUCUUGGAACUGGAUUGGCAAGAUGUUCAUUUUAUGUACGAUAAAAUAAUUAUGAAAAGUCUGUCAUCUGUACAUGAACAUUCAGAACGGGCUUUGGAAGAACUUAUGAGUAAUGCUAUUCGUAAUGAUGAUGAGAGAAUUCAAGCUUUAAACAUUUUGAAAAUGAAUAUUUACAUCCUGUCACAGUACUUCCAGGCAUACGGUAAUAAAAUCUCACAGAAAACGGAAACUGUGGCGGUUGUCAAAGUCAAGGGCCGCAGAAAGAAAACAGAUGUGGAAGACCACUCGAAGGAGAAUUCAUGGAACUGGGAAGAGAAACAGAGAGAUGGCUUGGUGAAGCUGAGCCUGGUGCUUCAGCUACCACUAAUCAAUUUUUGGGACCCACCAGUUGCCGAAGAAACCUUUGCUAAUACUGCGGCUGAAUGCUGUUACAGACUUCUUGAGCAACAAUCCAUAACACAUGUGAAAUCAAGAUCGCUUAAAACUACCCUCAUACUCAUUCUAGGUAUUCUGAUAAAACAAUACAAUCAUGGGCUUUCGUUUGUGGUGAAAAGUAUACAGUUGAUGAAACGUUUCGAGCAUGUUUGCGGCAUAUUGGCGGAAGCUGUUACAAGUUACGUGAACCAUUUCGGCUGUAAAUCUCUGAUAAAGCAUUUCUUGGAAGAGAUAGUUGAGGCAUCUGGAGAUUUGCUGAGUUCGACGAGUGAUCAACACGCUGGCAAAUCGUUUUCCACCUUCUUAACUGAGAUCACUGAGGCCAAUCCUCGUGAUAUGGAGCCCUUCUUGGAAUACAUAUUUCCUUUUCUUGACUCUGAGCUGCCAUCUUUGCGUAUGCUGGGCUUGAGCGUUAUGACGGCCAUAUUUCUCGGGUGCCUGACCGCAGAGGACAUCACUACAGAAGCUGAAGAAAAAAGAGACAAGUGCCUAGAGUUACUGGAAGAGAAUAUUCAGGACGUCAAUGCAUUUGUUAGGGCGAAGGAUCUACAGAUGUGGCAGAAGAUUGUCUCCUAUGGUGCAUUACCAAAAGAUUGGUUGAUACGUCUGAUGGAAGCAGCCAUUGGUAUUAUGAUGGACAAAUCAAGUAUUGUCACUAAACAAGCUAUUCAUCUCGUCAGAAUAAUGAUGGAAUCCAAUCCAUUUGCUGCUAAGCUUAGUCUUCAAGAGCUUAUUAAAACUUUAGAACAAGAAAAACUAGCUUACUCACAGCUGGCAGAGCAGGAUAAAGCCAACUUGAAUAAAAAUGUAGGUGAAGAAUCUGUGUGGAAUGAAGUUGAACCAGAAUUGAAAAUCUUUCUAGAGGACUUUUUCAAAGAAGGAGGAAAUGCUGAACUUUCCAGCCAAGAUUCGCUAUCAGCAGAAAGUCCAAUGAAAUCGGCCAACACACGUUUUACCACGAUCAACAAAUACAUCACCGAGAAAAACUUUUCUAAAGCAUUCAAACUACUUGUGCAUGCUGAGAACACUAUGCCUGUACUCAAGGAACUCAGGAAGGGCAUACAGUUGGGAAAUGUGGAAUUCUAUCUGCAUUUCUUCAAGAAGAUAUUUCUGGAACAUCAAAGCGCAUUGCCAUUGGAGAAAACAGCCGGUACACCCAUCAAGCAGCCACCACUGACGCCGUCCAAGCGACCCGCAACUCGCAAACUUGACGAAUUGAGCGAGGAAGCACCUCAAGAUGAGCAAACUCCAUCUGUGCUGUCUGCUCAGAAAGCCAGGAUCACAUUCUAUUCGAACUGUGUUGAAUUUGCGAAAAGGUUGUCGCAAGCUGUUGAACGUGUUACUAGCUUGAUGAAAAGCAAGAACGUGUUUGAAGUAGUGGAAGCAGUGGAGUUCAUUAAAAUGGCGAAACAGUUUGGCGUUUCGGGCUCUGAAGUGGGAGUCAUUGAAAUGAUGAAGCUGAUUCAAUGUCCUGAGGAAAGUAUAAGAACUGCAGCCACCAGAGCAUUGGAAGUGCUGUAUCUACAUGUGGAAGAGGGUGGUAAUCCGGAGAAUGUAGCUAAACAGGUGGUGAAAAAUCUUUGCUCUCUGGUAAAAAAUAUGAAAUUCUCCCAGAGAGCAUUAUUACAAAUUCUCGUUGCAGAAUGGCUAAAAGCUAAUUCUCUGAACGAAUAUUGUGUUGCGGCUAUGCUCAAUGUAUUUCUGCAGGAGGAUGCAGCUGUUACUACAGAUGAGAGUUACCAGGCGCUCACUCUCCUUUCUUGUGUCAUUAGCGUUCAACCAAAGCUGGUUAAUGAGAAUUUGGAAAAUUUCAUUGAUAAAGGACUUGAGAGAGGUCUUAAGUCAUCGCAAACAAAAGAUUUAAGGAUUGUUGCAAGUGUUUGUAACAUUCUCAAGUUAGCCACCUCAUCACACCCAUCCAAAAGGUUCAGAAAUGAUCACAAAAUAUUCAUCACGUUGACAAAAGUGCUAGAAGAAAAUUUUCUGUACUUCAGAGAAAAUAACUACCUUCUACUGGCUGAGAACUCGUUGGAUCUCAUCUUCCAAAUAGCGAUGAAUCCAGGAGCACUCUGUCAAAAUAUCAGUAAUGUAUUAUUAACAAAGGCAUUGGGCUCAAAGAACAAUGUUAGUAAUGUAGCUGAUUCAACUGGUGACAUUAGUGCCGUCUCUGUUAAUUCAAAUAAUCUGGAUAUUGAGAAUACCGAUCCAAAUAUUAGUGGUGUAUCCAUUUUGAGAAAUGAAAAAGGAAAUAGAAGAAUUCAUGAGGAAUCUCUUGCUCGGAUUAUUUUUAUUCUUGGACACUUUGCUUUGAGGUUAUGCUAUUAUUUUGAAAAUAAUGUCCUGGAUGAAAGAAAAAAGCGUUUGAAAAAGCAAUACACAGAUGAAAUUCAAUCCGGCAAAAAUCAGAAAAGUGAUGACGAAGACGAUGAACUGAAUAUGGCGGUUGAUAUGAACGCUGCAAAUGACGAUUCCUUGGCCGAAGAAAUCCAGUUGUUAUGCGAACACAAAAUACUGUAUGGUGAUGGAUUAAUAGCAAGGAAUGUAACUCUACCCAUAUAUACUCUACAAAACGAAGCGAAAUAUUCUUCAAGACUUGUUUCAAUCGCCUCAGUUGCGUUUGGAAAACUCAUGCUGAUUUCAAGAAAAUUUUGCAGAGAAAAUAUACAGGUUUGUAUUUUCUUAUAUCACUUCAAUGUAAUUCCAGAUACGUGGAAAUGCAACUCUUGUUUGGGUGAAGACUCGUCUGAUUCCAGCCACAGUGAUUCGCCGUUAUCACAAUCUAAAGACGCAAUCCUUGCGUCCAUAGCCAGUAUGCGGACAAACAUGGAAAAGCAGAUAGGUGGAGUGGCCACUAAUGUAACUGACAUUAAGAAUGAACUAGUAGGUGUCAAUAGCGCUAUCACCAAAAUGCAGGACACUCUCGCACUGCUUGCAUCUGAUAAUGAAUCACAUAAGUCGGAGUUUUUGAAAAUUAGGGAAGAAAAUGACAAGCUGAAAAAGACUGUUCAUCUUCUUGAUGACAAAAUCAAAGAUAUGGAACAGUUUAGCAGAAAAGACAACAUAGAAAUUACAGGUGUUCCGUACAACCGAGGUGAAGAUUUAUAUGGUUUGUUGGACAGAAUCGCUGCCGUUAUUGAUGUCAACUACAACAUAAACUUUAUUUCAACCGUGCACCGCUUAGGCGUGACUAACGAACGUCCCAAUCCACCUAUAAUUGUCAAGUUCAUAUCUAGAGACUACAAGUCUUCGUGGAUAGGAGCUGCACGGGCCAAUCGCAAGAAACUGACAGCUGCUUCGCUAUCCAUCAACUGGCCCCCAACCUCUGUGUACGUCAACGAGCAUCUUUCCCCAACCAACAAAUUCAUCCUGGGAAACGCGAAACGUCUCGUCCGCGAGAAAAAACUUGCAGCUGCAUGGACAAGGGAUUGCAGAAUAUACGUCAAGAAGUCUGCAGAGUCCGGAGCACCAAUCACGCUGAUCAAAACUAUUCAGCAGAUGGAGAACUUCACGACAGAUGAGUCGGUCAACAUUUUUCACAGGUUGAGAGACGAAUGCAAAGAUGUGCGUCUCAAUACUUUGUAUGUUCUUUCGCACCUGAUAACAAAUGAAUUGGUCAAAAUUAAAAGUCAGAUAUCAGAUGUCGCUCUUUGCAUUGUCGACGAAGAAGAAACGAUCAGAGAUGCUGCUCAACGACUGUUUCAAGAACUUUCAACAAAAGGAAAUACUCUUUAUAAUCUUAUUACUGAUAUCAUAUCAACACUUUCAAAUCCAAAUGCUGAAAAACCACUUGACGAAGAGAGUUUUAAAACAAUACUCAGGUUCCUGAUGGAUCUUGUACAAAAAGAGAAGCAAAUGGAGCAUUUGGUUGAAAAGCUGAGCAUUCGUCUUCGUGAGUCGCAAUCGGAAAGACAAUGGAGUGAUCUAGCCUUUUGCUUGUCUCUUCUAUCCUACUCAGAUAGAAGUGUGCGAAAACUAGUCGAUAAUUUCAUCUGCUUCAAAGACAAGCUCAAUCAUCCUCCAGUCUACAGUUGCCUCACUGGAAUUAUUUCCAACGCUAAUAAGUCUACAAAGCCUGGCUUGAAGGAAGCAGCUGCUGAACUAAAUGAAGUUAUUAAAGAGGUUUUAGACACAGGCGGGGAGAAUUGGGUGCAAGCGACCCCUCGGAACGCCAAUGGACCUAGAGUCCGACCAUCGACUACCAAAAGAGCCGCCAGAGGUCGAAGCUGCAAGAAAAAGAUGGACUUCUCAGACAGCGACAGUAACAGUGAUAGUGGUGUUCCCAAAACACGUUCCAAGAGAACCACUACUAAGAAAGCAAUCAAGUACGAAAGCUCUGAUGAGAGUGAAGGUGAACCAAAAACUAAGACAAAAAGGACUGCUAAGAAAAUAUCGUCUCUUGACAGUGAUGAUGAAAAUGAAGGUGAACCGAAAACCAGGACAAAAAGGACUGCUAAGAAAAUAUCGUCUCUUGACAGUGAUGAUGAAAAUGAAGGUGAACCGAAAACCAGGACAAAAAGGACUGCAAGAAAAACCGUUAUACCUGACAGUGAUGACGAAAGUGCAGAUGAUGUUUUUGUAGCUCCAGUGUCCACAAGAAAUUGCAGAAAGAAAAUUGCCUUAUAGUAAAUUUAUUCUUUUUAUUAUUAUGAACCUUGUUUCAACU
Messenger RNA from Nilaparvata lugens (brown planthopper), 5481 nucleotides. It is a transcript of the gene Cap-D2, whose product is annotated as condensin complex subunit 1. Gene Ontology annotation, cellular component: condensed chromosome, centromeric region. NCBI's taxonomy places the organism in Eukaryota, Metazoa, Arthropoda, Insecta, Hemiptera, Delphacidae. The record is from RefSeq and is a predicted model, not a curated record. The coding region runs from base 192 to 5441 and encodes 1749 amino acids. Gene Ontology annotation, biological process: mitotic chromosome condensation; meiotic chromosome condensation. The transcript has 33 exons. Gene Ontology annotation, molecular function: histone binding.